This is a messenger RNA of Durio zibethinus, 2018 nucleotides long. RefSeq lists its product as uncharacterized. Lineage: Eukaryota; Viridiplantae; Streptophyta; Magnoliopsida; Malvales; Malvaceae. The record is from RefSeq and is a predicted model, not a curated record. Gene Ontology annotation, cellular component: membrane. Gene Ontology annotation, molecular function: metal ion transmembrane transporter activity. Gene Ontology annotation, biological process: metal ion transport; transmembrane transport.
GGCUGUUCGAACCUUAAGUGGGCUUCUGAUUUCUGCUUUCCAAUGGAGAGUUAAGCCCAACCCAGAAUCAGCCACUUGCCCUUUAUCCGCCUCUCAAAUCUUCCAGCAAAUUGUUUUUCUUCUUAUUUGUUGGCUGGCGCACUCAAUUAUUCUUGUCCCUGUUCCCUUUAUUACGACUAUAAUUCACACUCACUUAGAUCCGGCUUUUUCCUCAUCGAAAAAAGAAAAGAAAACAAGGCUGUCAAGCAGUGUCUCAUCUUGAGACGGAACGGAUCAUAAGUGAGAAAGGGGACCGCUCGGUUUUUCAAAAGAAUAAAAUGAAAAUGCCUGAAAGACAUAAGGAUAUUCCCAGUAGAGAUGUCAUGCCUGGAAGUGAUCUUUGGACAGAUGGGCUGAUUUGUGCUUUUGAAUUUAUUCGAGGCCAUAAGAAACCAAUGAACUCAAAAUAUGGUUCAAGGGUCCAAGGCAAACAAUCAGAUGAUGAAUAUUUGAAGGUGCAAAUGCCAGCCAAUAGACUAACUGAGUCUUCUUCUCCAGGAUUGGAAGGACAGAAAUUAAUGGAGUCCUCUUUGAGUUAUGAGUCAAGGGAUAGCGUGGCUGCUUCUUUUGAUGAAUACAAAGAUGGCCACAGCCUUCAAUCAGGCCAGUUUCAUGCUAAUGAAAGAUUUGAUGGAAGUUGUUGGGUACCCAUCGGGUGGGAAAGAAUUUCAGAUCUUGUCAAAACUGUGCAAGUCAAUGCUGGCUGGGCUUCACAACAGUUUGAAUUGAUGGGUAAUGAAUACGAUUUAACUGUUGCAGAUUUAGCAGCUCCCUAUUGGGAGCGCCCUGCAGGACCCAUAUGGUGGUGCCAUUUGGCUGCUGGUCACCCCUCUGUUAUGGCUUGGCUCAACAAUGCUCAAUGGUUACAUCCUGCUGUCAGUCUAGCUUUGAGAGAUGAAAGCAAACUGAUAAGUGAGCGGAUGAAGCACCUUCUAUAUGAGGUCCCAGUUAGGGUGGCUGGAGGGCUGUUAUUUGAGCUAUUGGGACAAUCAGCUGGAGAUCCAUUUGUUGAGGAAGAUGACAUCCCUGUUGUACUUCGUUCUUGGCAAGCACAAAACUAUCUCCUAACUGUACUGCACAUAAAAGGGAAUGUAUCUGGAGUAAAUGUUCUGGGAAUAACAGAAGUUCAGGAGGUUCUUGCUGCUGGAGGUCAUAACGUGCCUAGAACAGUUCAUGAAGUCAUAGCAUAUCUAGCUUGCCGCCUUACACGGUGGGAUGACAGGUUGUUUCGUAAAUCCAUCUUUGGUGCAGCAGAUGAGAUUGAAUUGAAGUUUAUGAACAGUUUUUUUGUGAAUAGGAGAAACCAUGAGGACAUGAAUCUUUUUGCGAUUAUUUUGAACCAAGAAAUCAGAAGAUUAUCAAGGCAGGUUAUCAGAGUGAAAUGGUCACUCCAUGCAAGAGAGGAGAUUGUUUUCGAGCUUCUACAACAUUUGGGGGGGAAUACAGCAAGAACCUUGCUGGAAGGAAUAAGAAAGAGCACAAGAGAAAUGAUUGAAGAGCAAGAAGCAGUUCGUGGCCGUUUGUUUACAAUUCAAGAUGUUAUGCAAAGCACUGUUCGUGCAUGGUUGCAGGACAGAAGCCUUAGAGUAACUCAUAAUUUGGCUGUUUUUGGGGGUUGUGGCCUUGUUCUUUCUAUCAUCACUGGGCUGUUUGGUAUCAAUGUUGAUGGGAUCCCUGGAGCAGAGGAUACACCAUUUGCAUUUGGUUUAUUUUCAGCCAUCCUCAUCAUCAUAGGAAUUGUGCUAAUUGUGAUUGGCUUACUUUAUCUUGGAUUGAAAAAGCCUGUCGAUGAAGAGCAGGUGCAGGUUAGGAAGUUAGAGUUACAAGAGCUGGUUAAAAUGUUCCAACAUGAGGCAGAAGCUCAUGCCCAGGUUCGUAAAAGUACUUAUCGGAAUAACUUGACUCCAACUGCUGGAGAUGCUUUACUUGAUGAUGCAGAUUAUGUUCUCAUCCAAUAACACGAUACGACUGCUCAAGUA